UUUUAUUGCACGCUGCCAAGUUGUUCCUUUAACUUUAAAUAAGGACUUCCAUAUUCGGCAAAAGUGCUCUUCUUGUACUCAAACAAAUAUUUGUCUAUUUUUCCUCAGGUCUAUUUUGAAGAUGUCUUCGGCACACAGCACUGACAGCUUAGAGCCUGUGGACACAGAGGCUGAAGUCAUCACCACAUAUCCCAGGCUGGUUGAAUUUGAGGAAACUUUUCGAGAUCCUGAGGAUGAAGCCUCUCUGUUUAGUAGAAUUCCUCUUGUGGUGAAGGGGUACUUCUCUGGAUGGGAUGUGAAACAAUCCCUCAAUGGAUUUUUCCCCAUUAUCAAAACUGUUCGAAAGUACAAAGUGAAAGAAGACCUCCCCAAUGAUGUGAUUGCAGGAAUUACUUCAGGAGUAAUGAUGAUACCUCAGGGUAUGGCCUUUGCGGCUCUGUCCACUUUGCCACCAAUUGUGGGUCUGUACAUCUCAUUCUUCGCGUCGAUAACUUAUUUCUUCAUGGGCACUGGGCAUCAGUUAUCCUGGAGCUGCAUUGCAAUCUUAAGUCUCAUGACUGCGACGAUCCUUGACAAAUACGAUUCUUCUGUGGCUGGUGAGCUAUCAUUGGUUUGUUUGAACGGAACUUUGAAUGGGCAAAGUGUUCCUGACUCUUUAGGCAGCUUACCAGAAGCAAGCACUGUCGCAAACACUAUAGCGGACACUACAUCAUCAAGUUUAGUGACUGAUUACGUAGUCUUACAAAAUACAACCCACUCUGGUAGUAGCAAGACAGCAGAAGAAAUGGCAGCUAUAGUUGCCAAGAGGAUGGAAGUUGCUAGUGGAGUAAGUAUUGCAGCUGGUUUGAUUUUGAUGCUAGCAUCUCGUGUCGGUUUGUCAAAAAUUACACACUUGAUGUCAAACUCUCUUAUCAAUGGUUUUGCAGUUGGUAUUUCUUUCCACGUUGUGACUAGUCAGUUGGAAGGUUUACUAGGUUUGUCCAUUGCAAAAUACACAGGCUUUGCAAAAAUAGUAAAGAUAUGGAUAGACAUUUUGAAAAAACUUCCUGAGACCAACAUUGCAACUUUAAUAAUCUCAAUCAUAUGCAUUCUUGUGAUUUAUCUGGUGAAGCGAUGUAUAAAUGAGAGAUUCAAGAAGCGUAUGAGGAUUUCUGUUCCUGUAGAACUCUUCGUUGUUAUAGUUGCUACACUUAUAUCCACAUUUGCGAAUCUGAACGAGACUUAUGAUGUCUCUGUGGUGGAGGAUGUGCCCAUUGGAGUGCCAGCCCCGAAGUUUCCAGACCUUACCUUAGUCACAGACUACAUCGGAGAUGGAAUUGUCAUUAUCAUAGUAUCGUACGCGCAAACUCUAGCCAUGGCAAAAACUAUGGGAUUAAAGAACAAGUAUGAAGUGGAUGCUAAUCAGGAAAUGCUGGCAUGUGGCGCCUGUUCUGUGGUGUGUGGACUUUUCUCUGGCUACAUUACAGGUGCUUCCAUCUCUCUGACCAUAGUUCAGGACGGGGCGGGUGGCCGGACCCAGAUCGCUUCCCUUUUCGCUGCUGGACUUGUGCUCCUUGUGAUCAUGGUUAUUGGACCAUACUUCUACUAUCUCCCAAUGUGUGUGUUGUCUUCUAUUAUUGUUGUCAACAUGAGAACUAUGUUUUUUACUUUCUUAGUCAUCCCUGAUGAGUGGAGAAAGUCAAGGUAUGAUUGUGCUGUAUGGAUCUUUACGUGUGUGGCUACGAUUGUGUUGAAUGCUGGCAUGGGUCUUUUGGCUGGGGUCGUCUUCUCUCUCUGCCUUGUAGUCUUGAGGUCAAUGAUAACCCCUGUUGUGGAAGCCGGGCAGAUUCAGACCGGAGCCUUUAAAGUUGAACUACGUUCUCUUAGUAAAUAUUCUUCAGCUACGAAGCUUCAGAAUGUAAAAGUUCUAAAAAUCAAAACUCCAUUGUAUUUUGUCAAUGCCGACAUCUUUACCUCAAAUGUUUUUCAGAAGACUGGCGUAGAUCCCAUUGUCUUAAAGAAAAAGAUUAGAGAAGCUCAAAAAGAGGUGGAGAUUGGAAAUAAGGACACGGAACAUAUGAAUGGUACCAUGCUAGGAACGGGUCCGGAAGACACAAAGGUCAUUGUUCUGGAUGCUUCAGAGGUGGCUUUUAUAGACUUGAUGGGAGUGAAGGCUCUUCAGUUUCUCAUCUCAGAAUUUGAAUCUGUUGACAAAGAGGUUCUCAUAACAUCCGCUCCUGAGAGCAUUUUGCCAAUGCUUCAUUCUACAGGAUUCUGGGCUAAGAAUGGAGAUCGUCUUUUUCUGUCUAUCGAGGCUGCGUUAGCGUCCAUAGUGACUGCUGUGGCAACUAAGAAAACGUCGAAAAAGAACGAAACCAUUUAAAAAUCAGGAAUCAUCUUCAUACAAAAUGUAGUUGGGUUUCCUGAAAAAGGUCAAGUUUUUAUUUUUCACAUCCAUAUAGCUCAUUGUUACAACAAAGACAUAGUUUACCUCUUUAGAUGCCCUACCUUUGGUUCCUUUUUGGUGUGAGCUUUCGUGAGUUUGGCCUCAAUUGUUUUCCAUUUUUUCUUUUAUCGUUUGCAAUGUGUUUACGAGUUUGAUAUUUCGGCAAGGGCCUUGUAAGAAAAUAAAUACGUAUGUGAUUGUGUUUUUAGUUUUUAAAAAGUCUAUGUUCAUAUAAUAGAUCUAUGUCUUUUGUUGUUUUUUCAAAUUUUUCCUUUGUGUAUAGGUGCUACAUAUAGCACAGAUGAAACUGUACAUCAAAAUGUUACUGUUCUCGACGUUGGAAGCGUUGAUAAAAGGUUUGAAUACAAGCUGACUUUUGUUACAUUAUAUUUUGCACUCGAUUGAAGGAUGACUGUUCUCAGGAAAUAUAUCGCCCACAGCCUGGGUGGUUGAAUAAAACUCAGGAUUUUCCCAAUUAUCCAUGCUUAUUUAAGAAUGCUUUUGUUAUUCUUCAUAAAUACAUAACUUCAACCUCACGCCUGAUUGUUAGAUCUUUUCCUCAAUUCGUUUCCACCAGGAGGACCGAAGUGACGAUGAAAAAAAAUUGAACAUGUGCGGAGCUUAGGCUGUGUGUGUG
Messenger RNA from Aplysia californica (California sea hare), 3062 nucleotides. Its product is annotated as sulfate transporter. Gene Ontology annotation, cellular component: membrane. The record is from RefSeq and is a predicted model, not a curated record. The transcript has a single exon. NCBI's taxonomy places the organism in Eukaryota, Metazoa, Mollusca, Gastropoda, Aplysiida, Aplysiidae. The coding region runs from base 122 to 2362 and encodes 746 amino acids. Gene Ontology annotation, molecular function: chloride transmembrane transporter activity; bicarbonate transmembrane transporter activity; oxalate transmembrane transporter activity. Gene Ontology annotation, biological process: transmembrane transport.